ACGUCAUCCUUCUCCAUUCCGGCAAUUGGUCGCGGGGCGAGGACGCGACGAUGGAGAUGAACCGGGACGAGGCCGAGAAGUGCAUGGAGCUCGGGAAGAAGCACCUCCGCGCAGGUAGCUUUGCGCAAGCCGCCAAGUGGUUCGACAAGUCCAUCCGCCUCUAUCCGCUGCCCGGCGCGGAGGCUCUGAAGGCGCGGGCCGAGCAGUCCAUGGCAGGGCAGGCCGCGCCGCAAGCCGCGCCCGCUGCGUCGACGUCACGGGCAGCGCCGUCGUCGUCUGCCGCGCGCCCGAGCGAGCAAGAAGACAGCCGGCCGUUCACGGACGAGCAGGUCAAGAUUGUGCGCCAGAUCAAGGCGUGCAAGAACCAUUACGCCGUUCUUGGCGUCGAGAAGACCGCCGAUGACAACGAGAUCAAGAAGGCGUACCGCAAAUUGGCGCUCAAGUUGCAUCCGGACAAGAACAGCGCGCCCGGCGCCGAGGACGCGUUCAAGGCGGUUGGGAAGGCCUUUACCGUCCUCAGCGACGACCAGAAGCGCGCCGACUACGACCGGUUUGGCGACAACGCGCCGAGCGAGAACGGCGGCCAGGCGCCGCGCGCGUACCGGUACCAGCAGGACGACAUCAGUCCCGAGGAGAUCUUCAACAUGUUUUUCGGCGGCGGUCUCCACCCGCAGCGCGCCCGGCAGCGCCAGCGCACGAGCCAGCACAACGCGGUGCCACGGACACCGAUGCAGCAGCUGCUGCAGUUCCUCCCGCUCAUCCUCGUCUUCUGCCUCUCGCUGCUGUCGUUCCCGGCCGAGCGCAACGUGCCGUUCAGCCUGCAGCCCACGAGCGAGCACUCGGUGCUCCGCAACACGCGCAUGCGCAACGUCGUCAACGGUAUCCCGUACUACGUGGCCAAGGACUUUGACAGAAAGUACACCAACGACUGGCGCGACCUCAUGCGCGUCGAGCAAAUGGUCGAGCAGUGGCACGUCACGCGGCUGCGGGAAGGCUGCGAGAGCGAGCGCAUCAAGCAGAAGCGGCGCGUCACCAAGGCGCGCAGUCUCUACGAUGCCGAGGCGCGGGAGGAGGCCCUGCGCAAGGCCGCCGCCAUGGCGACGCCCAACUGCGACGAGUUGCAGCGGCUGCAAGCCUUGUAGUAGGACGUUCGAAUAGAGACUGUACAUCGUGUGAAGAAAAGGA
This is a messenger RNA of Saprolegnia parasitica CBS 223.65, 1185 nucleotides long. RefSeq lists its product as hypothetical. Gene Ontology annotation, biological process: cellular response to misfolded protein. The coding region runs from base 51 to 1142 and encodes 363 amino acids. The record is from RefSeq and is a predicted model, not a curated record. Lineage: Eukaryota; Oomycota; Saprolegniomycetes; Saprolegniales; Saprolegniaceae. Gene Ontology annotation, cellular component: endoplasmic reticulum membrane. Gene Ontology annotation, molecular function: Hsp70 protein binding. The transcript is spliced from 3 exons.